CACUACUGGUUUCAAUGAAACGAAAGUGGAAGUGAAGAAGUGGAGAAGAGCAGUGGCCCUGCUAAGGGAGGCCCCCUCAGAAAAUACCAGAAAGUUUAAGCCCUGUGACCUGUCACUUGCUGUCUGAAAUCUCAGCUCUUGCCAACCAAACCUGAUUCAUGUCAGCGAACCGUGAUGUGGCCCUCCAAGCCCUUCAGGAGGAGCAGAUCAGGCUCCAGAUGCGCCUACAGGAGUUGCAGCAGAAGAGAAAUGAAUUCAAGGACCAGCAUGACAAGGUCCCUUUUCCGGUGCCUGAGAUCCCCCUGGUGUUCCAAGGACAUACUGAAGCACAUUCUCAGCAAGGAAGGAAAGAGAGCAAGACCGUAGUUUCCAACCUGCAGAUAUGCUGCCCUCUGCCUGGAGGCUCUGCUCUGGUCACCUUCGAUGACCCCAAGGUGGCUGAUAGGCUGCUGCAGCGAAGAGACCACCAGGUCGACCUGGAAGAGUGCCGCCUCCGGGUGCAGGUCCAGCCCUUAGAGCUGCCCAUGGUGACUUCCAUCCAGGUAUCCAGCAGGAUGGACAGCCAGAGGGUGCUGGUCAGUGGCUUCCCUGCUGGGCUCAGACUGAACGAAGAGGUGCUUCUGGACAAGUUGGAGAUCUUCUUUGGCAAGACCAGUAAUGGAGGUGGUGAUGUGGAGGCACGGGAACUGCUGCCAGGAGGUGCCAUGCUGGCCUUCUCGGAGGAGGAAGUGGCCCAGCGCCUGAUCCGGAUUGGUCAGUUCAUGGUACCACUGGGUGUACAGAAAGUACCCCUGCGCGUCUCUCCCUACAUGAGUGGGAAAGUGGAGAAGGCUGAGAUCAAGUCUCAGCAAAUAGACAGAUCAGUGCUGGUGCUCAACAUUCCUGACGUCCUGGACAGCCAGGAGCUGCACGACAUCCUGGAGAUCCAUUUCCAGAAACCCACUCGGGGUGGCGGGGAGGUGGAGAUGCUGACGGUGGUGCCCCCGGGACAACAGAGAUUGGCCAUCUUCACCACCUCGUCGGGCUAG
Molecule: messenger RNA, 1028 nt
Organism: Suncus etruscus (white-toothed pygmy shrew)
Lineage: Eukaryota; Metazoa; Chordata; Mammalia; Eulipotyphla; Soricidae
Gene: IFI35
Product: interferon induced protein 35
Exons: 7
Coding region: 159-1028 (289 amino acids)
Cellular component (GO): nucleus
Source: RefSeq, a predicted model, not a curated record